Messenger RNA from Puccinia graminis f. sp. tritici CRL 75-36-700-3, 219 nucleotides. RefSeq lists its product as uncharacterized. The record is from RefSeq and is a predicted model, not a curated record. Lineage: Eukaryota; Fungi; Basidiomycota; Pucciniomycetes; Pucciniales; Pucciniaceae. The coding region runs from base 1 to 219 and encodes 72 amino acids. The transcript has 2 exons.
AUGGGUGAUCAAGCUCAGACUUGCUUAUCCAAGCAGCUGUCGGACUUGGCUGUCCAAUGGGUGGUCGGACUCACUGGUCAGAUCCCCAUGUCCAACCAGAUGUUGGACACCUCUGCUCGACGGGUCCUCAAGCAGCUCAGUCUGACCACCGUUGGACUUGCUCAACCGUGCUUUAGUCGGACAGCGUGGCUCAAGCUUUACUCAGACAGCCUUGUCUGA